This is a messenger RNA of Cuculus canorus (common cuckoo), 1353 nucleotides long. It is a transcript of the gene TM2D3, whose product is annotated as TM2 domain containing 3. Bases 41 to 799 code for a protein of 252 amino acids. The record is from RefSeq and is a predicted model, not a curated record. The transcript is spliced from 6 exons. Lineage: Eukaryota; Metazoa; Chordata; Aves; Cuculiformes; Cuculidae.
UCCGCCCCGCCCGCGAGCGGCGCAGCCGGCCGGCGGCAAGAUGGCGGCGCUGGCGGCCCCGGGCGCUCUGCGGAGCCUCUGCGGCGUCGCGCUCCUCCUGCCCCAGCUGUUCUUCCUCUCCGGCCGCGCAGGGUCUUUGAUGACCACAAAGCAUUCACAGCCAUUGUCUACAUUUGCAAAAAGUCUAACAACAAGUACAAACGCUCCUUAUUUCAAAGCAGCAGAAAGUACAGAAAUUCCAUCUUAUGUGACUAAAUGUCCUAGCAACGGGCUUUGCAGUAGAUUGCCACCAGACUGUAUGACAUGUAACACAAACUAUUCCUGUGUUUAUGGGAAGCCAGCCACUUUUGAUUGCAAAGUCAAGCCACAUGUUCAUUGUGUUGAUGAGAAUAACCAGGAGCAGGAGAACUUUACGGUUAACAUGACUUGCCAGUUCUGCUGGCAGCUUCCAACAACAGAUUAUGUAUGCACCAAUUCUACUAACUGCAUGACGGUUUCUUGUCCGCGACAGCGAUAUAAUGCCACUUGCACGGUUCGGGAUCAUAUUCACUGUCUAGGUAAUCGUGUCUUCCCUAAGAUGCUCUAUUGCAACUGGACUGGAGGUUAUAAGUGGUCCACGGCCUUGGCACUAAGCAUCACCCUUGGUGGAUUUGGUGCCGAUCGUUUCUAUUUGGGCCAGUGGCGGGAAGGUCUGGGAAAACUCUUCAGCUUUGGUGGACUUGGAAUAUGGACGCUAAUUGAUGUGCUCCUAAUAGGGGUUGGCUAUGUGGGACCUGCAGACGGUUCUCUUUAUAUUUAAAUGUAGGUGCAACGUGUUUCAGAGAGGAGUAAUUGCUUGGAAAGGGCUCUAAAUAAAAGAAUAUAGAGAUCUGAGCCUCUAAGGUAGGAUGAAGAACAGCUGUUCUUUGUGUGCAUACAUUUUAAUGUACAGUAUCUGUACUUGGUUUGCCUUUGACUAAGGUUAAAUAAAAGUGGAUCACUGAAUAAGUUGAAAUUAAUUUCCUUUCUUCUGUGGACGUGCUAUUUUUCUAUGAAAAAAAGCUGAGCAGCGAACCGGAUUCUGCACCGUGCUUGAACCUGGAUGAUCCGUCCGGCACUGAAAGAGAUGCAAACGAACUGGAACAUGGAGUUGUUUACUUCAUAUUAGUAUGCUUGAAUUUAACUUUAAAGCUAACUUCCCUAAAUAUGGCAGCAAUAUAUGGGGUUUGUGUGUGAGUGAGGAUAACUUUUUCGCUUGAAUUACCCCAGGGGUAUGUAGAUUGCUGUGGUUUAUGAGGUUAAUUACAUUCAUCUCUGUCUUGGAUUAUAGCCAGAGCAGAAGUUAGUGACUUGUUGACUUAAAAUUGUGGGGUU